Carassius auratus (goldfish) is the source of this 1874-nucleotide messenger RNA. It is a transcript of the gene trarg1a, whose product is annotated as trafficking regulator of GLUT4 (SLC2A4) 1a. Bases 797 to 1312 code for a protein of 171 amino acids. The record is from RefSeq and is a predicted model, not a curated record. The transcript is spliced from 3 exons. Gene Ontology annotation, cellular component: membrane. NCBI's taxonomy places the organism in Eukaryota, Metazoa, Chordata, Actinopteri, Cypriniformes, Cyprinidae.
CCUCCUUCUAAACACUUCAAUCUUUGACUAAUUGGAUGAGUAACCAAAUAAUAAGAAAAUAUAAGUAGUGCUUGUUUAUAGUAUAAAAUGGCUGGCAAAUACACCUGGAGGUACAGUAUUGCAGCAUCCCCCGGAGGAAGAACAUUGGGAGUAUUACAUAGAAAGUCCUGCAGGACCAGCACACCUCCAUCAUUAAUGCACAGGAGGUGAGAGAGGAACAUCACUACACUCACUGCUGCUGUGCAACCACUUUAACCUUCUGUUCUUCUGCUGCAAUAUCACAAAGGCACCUGCUUUUUCAUCUUUAACAAGAGAAAACUCAUUUUUCUACGCCUUUUAAGACGUCUGGGUAAUGCUGCUGUGGAAAUGCUGAAGUCCAGAUGAGUCGCGUCUCUGUGGUUUAGUUGAGUGUGUGGGCAGAAGAGAUUGUCUUCCGAUCUGGACUGAACUGAAUCCAUUAAACACGAUCACGGAGAGAGAGAGAGAGAGAGAGAGAGAGAGAGAGAGAGAGAGAGAGAGAGAGAGGAUGACAUGGGAGGAUAAAAUCACUACGCCUCUUUGACUUGUUUUAAUUACUAGAAAAAAAAAUUGCGAGAGAAAAAAAAACCUGGACUCAUUAAUUCGACGUUUAAAGUCAUAUUAACCUUAUGAAUACAAUCAACGCGCUAUUUUAAUUUGAGAGAAAAAACGUAAACAAUGGGAAACUAGUGUCGCGUGACAACUUUGAUAAUAUUUCACAUUCGCCAAAAGGAUUUGUUUUUUCUUGUUUCAGAAACAUUAACUUUGGAUUUCCACAAUGGCAAUAAACACAGAUUCGGAGUUUGUGAAAUCGAAUCUGGGGGAGAGCGGUGGAGCGCUACCAGCCGAGACCGAGAAACUCAUCGUGACCACCGAGCCCACCGGGGUGAAAACCUCCAGCUCCUUCGCGGUCAGUGUCGGGGGAGACAAGGGUCUCGACGGGGAUCAGAACGGCCACAGUCUGUCGCUGAGAGCCGGAUCAGUGGGACAGCUCGGGACGGCUCCUCUCUCCUCGUCCAGAGUUGACCUGAGCCGCGCUCCAUCGUUCGUUAAUGCCGCCCAAGAGAAACCCAAAGACUACCUCAUACUGGUCAUUUUAUCCUGCUUUUGUCCAGUGUGGCCACUAAGCAUCGUUGCAUUGGUCUAUUCAAUUAUGUCCAGAAACAGUCUACAGCAGGGGGACAUGGAUGGGGCAAGACGCUUGGGACGCUUGGCUCGCCUGCUUAGCUGUGUGGCCAUCAUCGUGGGCCUCCUUAGCAUCAUAAUCUAUGUGGUCGUUGCAGUAAUUGGAUAGGAGACAUAGUAAGAACGAGAAACCCAUCUACAGCACUACUCCAAACAAAAUAAAACCCCACCUAUGAUGUAAAUUAAAAAUAAGAACUCUCUCUUAACAAUAAUGCCACAUAAGAUAAAAAGAAACUAGGACUGUUGCAGCAAAAUAAGAUCUGAUUAAGUAGCAAAAAUGCAUGGAGUAGAUUAGCAUGCUCAGUGAAAAAACUCCCAUAUGUUAAAAAGAACAGUAAUGCCUUGCAUUAUGUAAAUGAGAAACAUUGCUGUUAUGGAAAGAACUCAUCUGAGGAUGACACAAAGGACAAGGGGACUUUUUUUUUCCUCAAAGAACGUCUUUGAAAACAUGGCUAUGCCCGUCAAGCUGCAUUUCAAACUUAUAUUAUUCCUGGUUGAUCUUGCAUUUGAAAAUUAUGCACAGAGAUAUUUGCAACAUAACCAAUGAUGUAAGUUUUAUAAAAAUAUUUAUAUGUGGAGCUUAAGUGAUGGGAAUGAACUAGGGAUGACAAGUCUGUUAGAGAUUUCAUUUUUAUUUAUUUAUUUUGUAUAUUUUGAUUAUAAAAAAAAAA